Molecule: messenger RNA, 729 nt
Organism: Strongylus vulgaris
Lineage: Eukaryota; Metazoa; Nematoda; Chromadorea; Rhabditida; Strongylidae
Source: the annotation of a GenBank genome assembly
GCUGUGGCUGCUUAUUUACGUGCACUAAAUCUGGCCUCAAACCACGCAGUUGUUCAUGGAAAUCUUGCGUGCGUAUACUAUGAGCAAGGCCUGAUAGAUUUGGCAAUCGACACAUAUCGACGAGCAAUAGAAUUGCAGCCAAAUUUCCCAGACGCAUAUUGCAAUUUAGCAAAUGCUUUGAAAGAAAAGGGACUUGUACAAGAAGCGGAGAAUGCGUAUAUGACAGCGUUAGGGCUUUGCCCUACACAUGCUGACUCACAGAAUAACUUGGCAAAUAUCAAGAGAGAACAAGGGAAAAUUGAAGAAGCUACGAGAUUAUACUUGAAAGCGUUAGAGAUCUAUCCUGAAUUUGCUGCUGCUCAUAGUAACUUGGCAUCGAUUCUUCAACAACAAGGAAAACUUCAAGAGGCGAUUCUACAUUAUAAGGAAGCAAUCCGUAUUGCGCCAACGUUUGCUGAUGCUUAUUCAAAUAUGGGCAAUACUUUGAAGGAGAUGGGUGAUGCUGCAAAUGCAAUGCAAUGCUAUACUCGAGCUAUCCAAAUCAACCCUGCAUUUGCUGAUGCUCACUCGAAUUUAGCCAGUAUUCACAAGGACUCUGGAAAUAUUCCUGAUGCGAUACAAAGUUACUCUACCGCCUUGAAAUUAAAACCUGAUUUUCCUGACGCUUUCUGCAAUCUUGCUCAUUGCUUGCAAAUCAUAUGUGACUGGACGGACUAUGAUAAUCGGUAA